Messenger RNA from Drosophila hydei, 1047 nucleotides. It is a transcript of the gene Rab10, whose product is annotated as ras-related protein Rab-10. Lineage: Eukaryota; Metazoa; Arthropoda; Insecta; Diptera; Drosophilidae. The transcript has 4 exons. Gene Ontology annotation, molecular function: GTP binding; GTPase activity. Bases 315 to 929 code for a protein of 204 amino acids. Gene Ontology annotation, cellular component: insulin-responsive compartment; Golgi apparatus; recycling endosome. The record is from RefSeq and is a predicted model, not a curated record. Gene Ontology annotation, biological process: cellular response to insulin stimulus.
CGUGCUGCGGUCACACUUAAAGUGAACAGCAACAAUUGCAUUGCGUAGAAAAAUAAAGUGCUUAAAACGUAUAAAAGUUCUGUAGCGAUUUUUUGAUUGGACAAUUAAGCUACGUGCAAAUUGCAACAAAUAGAAAACAUACCAAAGGCAAAAUACAAUCGACAUAGUUGUGUCGUCCACUCUGUAUAUGCGUAUGUGCUUUGUUCUAUAAAGAACCUGUGAGUGCAAGUGCCAGUGUAAGUGUGAGCGUGUUUGUGCGUGUGCGUGUGGGUGCGUGCGUUUGUGUGUGUGUUGUGCGAGUGCCGUAACGUGAAAUGGCAAAGAAAACGUACGAUUUACUUUUUAAACUUCUGCUAAUUGGCGAUUCCGGCGUUGGAAAGACAUGUAUACUAUUCCGUUUCUCGGAUGAUGCAUUCACAUCCACAUUUAUAUCGACCAUAGGAAUCGAUUUCAAAAUCAAAACAGUCGAACUCAGGGGCAAAAAAAUUAAAUUACAAAUAUGGGAUACGGCCGGGCAGGAGAGAUUUCACACAAUCACCACAUCCUAUUAUCGUGGUGCGAUGGGCAUAAUGCUUGUAUAUGACAUAACGAAUGAGAAAAGUUUCGAGAAUAUAGUCAAAUGGUUACGGAAUAUAGACGAGCAUGCAAAUGAGGAUGUGGAGAAGAUGAUAUUGGGCAACAAGUGCGAUAUGUCGGACAAGCGAGUUGUCAGCAAAGAGCGCGGCGAAGCGAUUGCAAGGGAGCAUAGCAUACGAUUUAUGGAAACAUCCGCCAAAUCAAAUAUAAAUAUUGACCGCGCAUUUUGUGAACUUGCCGAGGCCAUAUUAGAUAAAACAUCGGGCCGCGAAUCGGCCGAGAAUCCCGAAAGGGUUGUCAUCGAUCGCGGCAAUAGCGACAAAGCGACGAGCUACAGCAAAUGUUGUGCGUAAUGGGGUUAUGACACCUGUUAGUUUAACGUUCACGGUUGGUUUUGUGAUCUAUAACAUACAUACAUACAUACAUGCAUACAUACAUACAUACAUGCACACACACAUACACACACCCACA